This is a messenger RNA of Lobosporangium transversale, 3618 nucleotides long. RefSeq lists its product as hypothetical. Gene Ontology annotation, molecular function: DNA-directed RNA polymerase activity; ribonucleoside binding; DNA binding. The record is from RefSeq and is a predicted model, not a curated record. Bases 113 to 3559 code for a protein of 1148 amino acids. Gene Ontology annotation, cellular component: RNA polymerase I complex; nucleus. The transcript has 7 exons. Lineage: Eukaryota; Fungi; Mortierellomycota; Mortierellomycetes; Mortierellales; Mortierellaceae. Gene Ontology annotation, biological process: DNA-templated transcription.
UAUCCUUUUCGGCACCACCCCACCCAGUUUACCUAUCCUUCGUCCAUUGCCCUACAGCUCUUCAUUGUGCUCGGGCUUCACCCUUCUCAUCGCCUAAUAUUAUCCUUCCACCAUGCCACCAAAUGCAAAGUUCAAUACGUUGGAGAGGGAGCGGAUUUUCAAGAACCCUUCUGACAAGUCUUUCCAGACGCCGGCUCUGCAGGAGUUGGUGGCACCCCAUAUUGAGGCUUUCAAUGCCCUAACAGAGUUUGGCGCUGGCUCAAAGACAGGUCUACUUGACUUAGCCAUCGAGGAUAUCGGCCCCAAGGCUGUGUUCGAUAAACAUGGCGGUGGACUUGGCAAUAAGUUGACUUACUGGGUGGAUGAAAUCUCACUAAGCAAGCCCAUGCUCUCUGAAAAAGAACGUUACUCAAAAACUCGCCAGAUCUAUCCCACCGAGGCUAGAGAAAGACUCAACACCUAUAAAGGAAAAUUGCAAGUUAAGCUUGCAUGGCGUGUCAACGAUGGACCCGUUGUUGUUGAGAAUCGUGAUAUGGGUCUGGUACCGGUCAUGAUUCGAUCCAACCGAUGCAAUCUGGAUGGCGCUUUCCCAAAGGAGCUUAUCAAGCAUCAUGAAGAAUCAGAAGAGUUUGGAGGAUACUUUCUAGUCAACGGAAUUGAAAAGUUAAUUCGUCUAUUGAUCGUUCCACGCCGCAACCACGUCAUCGCCUUGAUCCGCUCCAGUUUCACCAACCGUGGGCCUACAUACUCUAGCUACGGUACAGCCAUCCGAUGUGCGAGACCUGAUCAAACUUCUCAUACCAACACUGUCCACUAUUUGACCGAUGGAGGUAGCAUGCUCAGAUUUGCGUGGAGAAAGCAGGAAUACCUAGUCCCUACUAUGUUGAUUUUGAAGUCAUUAAUUGAGACCUCGGAUAAGGAGAUUUUCGACAGUAUUAUGUUAGGUGACUUGGGCAACACCUUCUUAACAGACCGUGUUGAACUUAUGCUUCGCAGCUUCAAAACAUAUGCUCUUCAUACGCGCGAGCAGUGUUUGGCCUACCUUGGAGAUAAAUUCAGAGUCGUCAUGGGUUUUCCUGAAGAUCACACUGAUGUCGAGGUUGGUGAGGGGUUGCUUCGCAAGAUCAUCCUUGUUCACUUGAAGAAUAACCGGGACAAAUUUAAUCUUUUAAUCUUCAUGAUUCGCAAGGUCUAUGCUCUUGUCGCUGGUGAGUGUGCACCCGAUAAUCCAGAUUCUCCUCAGCAUCAAGAAGUGCUCUUGGGCGGACAUUUGUACGGCGCCAUUAUCAAGGAGAAGAUUGAAGAUUGGCUGAACGGCAUUAGAGCACAGAUCAACCAGGAUGUUCGUCGCAAGCUUGCGGGCGUCGACUUUUUGGAUAACCAUUACUUCACAAAAACACUUCAGAAGCUCUCGGGUUUGCAGGAUAUUGGUCAAAAAAUGUCCUAUUUCUUAGCCACUGGAAACUUGGUAUCAAAUACGGGUCUGGAUUUGCAGCAAGCAACUGGUUACACCAUCGUUGCUGAAAAGCUCAACUUUUAUCGUUUUCUGGCUCACUUCCGUUGUAUCCAUCGUGGUUCUUUCUUUGCCGAACUCAAGACUACCACUGUUCGUAAGCUGCUUCCAGAGGCCUGGGGUUUCUUGUGUCCAGUUCACACUCCCGAUGGUUCGCCUUGUGGUUUAUUAAAUCACCUGUCUCACACCUGUAAAGUUAUCACACAGCCAGCUAACGUCUCUCGUCUGCCCUCAAUAUUGGCAUCAUUGGGAGUGUCUCAGACCUUGGUCCCCGCAAACGGUCAGAACACAGUAGUUAUCCAGUUGGAUGGACGUAUUGUUGGAUAUUGCUCAUCACAGAAGGCCAAAGAAGUUGCUGAUGCUCUUCGUCAGUAUAAAGUUAGUGGCGCAUACCAAGGAGCCGUUCCACUCGAUCUCGAACUGGGAUAUGUCCCUGUCUCGCAAGGCGGUCAGUAUCCUGGUCUUUACAUCUUUUCUACUCCAGCACGUAUGAUGCGCCCGGUACGCUACCUGGCCAAUGGUAAAACCGACAUGGUUGGGUCGUUUGAGCAAGUUUACAUGGAAAUCGCCUGUAUGGACGACGAAGUUCGUCCUGGCGAGAGUACACAUCAGGAGCUCGCCCCCACAAGCAUGCUUAGUAUUCUGGCCAACUUGACGCCCUUCUCAGACUUUAACCAGUCUCCUCGUAAUAUGUACCAGUGUCAAAUGGGUAAACAGGCAAUGGGAACGCCUUCUACUGCCAUCAAGUAUCGUACCGAUAAUAAGAUGUACCGUCUGCAGACUGGACAAACACCUGUUGUCCGCCCCGCACUUCAUGACACUUAUGGUAUGGAUGGAUUCCCCAACGGUAUGAAUGCUGUUGUCGCUGUCAUCUCGUAUACUGGUUAUGAUAUGGAGGAUGCUAUGAUCUUGAACAAGUCUUCACAUGAGCGUGGAUUUGGUUAUGGUACUAUCUACAAGUCUGAGAUUGUGGAUUUAAGCGACUUUAGGAUUCGCGGAGAACCUAUUCUUCACCACUUUGGCCUAGGCUUAGAUGCCCCGCGCGCUUGGAGAGAAAAGCUGGAUAAGGAUGGUCUUCCGUUUAUUGGAGUCACAUUAAGGGAAGGCGAUCCUCUCUGUGCUUACAUUGACGAUACCACGGGCAAGACUUCGAUCAAGAAGUACAAGAGCAUGGAGGAAGGUAUUGUUGAUGAAGUCCGCCUUUUAGGAUCAGAUAAUGGUGACACUGAGCUCCAGAAGAUCCACAUUAAGCUUCGCAUCACACGUUCACCCAUUAUUGGAGACAAAUUUUCAUCUCGUCAUGGACAGAAGGGAGUUUGUUCACAAAAAUGGCCGGCAGUCGAUAUGCCUUUUUCAGAAUCAGGUAUCCAGCCUGAUGUCAUUAUCAACCCUCAUGCUUUCCCUUCACGUAUGACAAUCGGAAUGUUUGUGGAAAGUUUGGCAGGAAAGAGUGGCGCACUUCAUGGAAUUGCACAGGAUGCGACGCCCUUUACUUUUAAUGAGCAAUUCACAGCAGCAGAUUAUUUUGGAGAGCAACUCAGGGCUGCCGGAUAUAACUACCAUGGUAACGAGCCUAUGUACAGUGGUAUCACAGGAGAAGAGUUCAAAGUUGAUAUUUAUCUUGGGGUGGUUUACUAUCAACGUCUUCGUCACAUGGUUUCUGAUAAGUACCAGGUGCGUACGACAGGUCCGGUCCACAACUUGACGAUGCAGCCUGUCAAGGGUCGUAAGCGUGCAGGAGGAAUCCGUUUCGGAGAGAUGGAACGUGAUUCGCUGCUUGCACACGGAACUUCCUUUUUAUUGCAGGAUCGCUUGAUGAAUUGUUCAGACUAUUCACUUUGCCAUGUAUGCACAAGGUGUGGAAGUAUCACAUCACCUAUCUCUGCGCAUGCUUCGGGAUCCCUGUCUAGUGUGCGUGAGAUUGAGUGCCGAGCCUGCCAAACAUCAUCAGGUAUCGAUCAGAUCGCAUUGCCCUAUGUGUUCCGAUACCUUGCAACGGAACUCAUGGCCAUGGGUAUCAAGGUGACAUUAAAGACACAACCUUAGAUAAAUAUCAUUCAGAUGAAAAGGAGUACGAAGUAGACCAUCUAUCUUUUUUUUUUUUU